AUGAUCACCGAAAUCACUGUCCAAUGUGCAGACCUGGGACAAGCUCUCAGAAACUCGGACUCUGAGCUUCUACGUCUCCCAGGUGGUUUCUUUUGGGUCGCACUCGCACGAGUCGCUCGUUCUAAAUCCAUUCCCGUGCCACGCUCACACCCCUCACGCGAUCGACAACCCCCCAAAAAUGAUGGUUUUGUUAACUCCUCAUUUGCUAUUAUCGGCUCAUCAUCUCCUGUGGUCUCCUCUGCGUCCGAAUUUGAGAUGGACCUUGAUGAUGUUGACGAGGAUGAGCAUGAUGCUCGUCGAAUUAAGCCCGAGGAGAUAACAGUGCAAUUUGUGAUGGCUUUUCUUCAAUUUGCUUUGAGCCUCUGCCUAUUGCAAAAGAACUUGGAGCAACGUGGAAUGAUAGAGAUCCAGGCGCGUAUUGAUCGCCGAACAUCUACAACGAAUAUAUCGAAAGGACUCAGCGAUGUGAGCGCGGAGGAUGAUGGUGGUAUUUGUAAGGUGUGUUUCCAGGGAGAUGGAUGGGCGAUGAUAGAACCUUACUUGGCUCUUCUGGAGGCAAAGAGAGCGUUUCAGUAUAUUAAAUUUGACGAGCGUACGGGUCAUAAUACUCUGUUGAUGUCAAAUGCGGUUCUGGCUCAGUACCUCGGCGAAGCAGUCAUAGCGUGGAAAGAAAGGCAUAAAUCUCUGGGCCAAAGGUAA
Messenger RNA from Penicillium malachiteum, 699 nucleotides. RefSeq lists its product as uncharacterized. NCBI's taxonomy places the organism in Eukaryota, Fungi, Ascomycota, Eurotiomycetes, Eurotiales, Aspergillaceae. The record is from RefSeq and is a predicted model, not a curated record. The coding region runs from base 1 to 699 and encodes 232 amino acids. The transcript has 2 exons.